Molecule: messenger RNA, 1179 nt
Organism: Agrilus planipennis (emerald ash borer)
Lineage: Eukaryota; Metazoa; Arthropoda; Insecta; Coleoptera; Buprestidae
Product: protein arginine N-methyltransferase 6-like
Exons: 4
Coding region: 127-1158 (343 amino acids)
Biological process (GO): peptidyl-arginine methylation
Cellular component (GO): nucleus
Molecular function (GO): protein-arginine N-methyltransferase activity
Source: RefSeq, a predicted model, not a curated record
UUAGCCACAUUUAUUUUUAAUGGGUAAAUAACCUAACCUAUAAAUAAUACAUAAAUAAUAGGGAUUUGUUAAUUAUUUCAGAAGUUAAUUGUGUGAUACCUUUACUUUAGCAAGAACGAAUUUCAAAUGGAUUACUUUGAACGAUAUGAAGAUUUAAAUGUACACAAAACAAUGCUGGAAGAUAUCCCUCGAAAUUCUGCAUACCAGAAAGCCAUUUUCGAUAACAAAGAUAGUUUUAAUGGUAAAAUAGUUUUGGAUGUGGGCGCCGGAACAGGAAUUUUAUCCGUCUUUUGCGCUCAAGCGGGCGCUGCAAAAGUUUAUGCUGUAGAAGCAAGUAACAUUUACAAGUUAGCCCAAGAAAUUAUAAAAGAAAAUAAUGUUGACCAUAUUGUAGAGGUAGUGCAUUCCAAAGUGGAAGAUUUAAAAUUAGAUGGAAAUGAGAAAGUAGACAUAAUAAUAUCAGAAUGGAUGGGUCACUACUUGCUUCACGAGGGCAUGUUGGAUAGCGUAAUAUAUGCUAGGGAUAAUUUUUUACGCCGAGAAGGACUCCUCUUUCCCGAAAAUGUCACCCUAUUCUCUUCACCCUGCAGUAUUCCAUCGUUGAACGAGUCAUGGGCGAAUGUGAAUGGGGUCUCAAUGAAAUCAUUUGGAAAACAAUUAAAAGAAGCGGCAAUGAAGGAACCCCUACUGAUUCAAAUAAAUCCAGAUGAUGUUCUCUCUGAGCCUGAAUCAGUUCUUUGGCUUAAUCUUCAUGACGUUACAUUAGAAGAUUUAGAAUCAAUUAAUUUUAGACAUGUUACUUCAGCAUCAAAGGAUGGACGUUAUCAAGGGAUUUGUUUGUGGUUCACAUGUACAUUUCCCUAUUAUUCCACCGAACCAGUCAUUUUAUCUACUGGGCCUGAUGAUCCAAAAACACACUGGUUACAGACGGUAAUUAGUCUACCUGUUGAUGUGGAUGUUGAGAAAGGAACACCCCUUGCAUAUGAUUUGGUUUUAAAAAGAUCAAACACCUCCCUUAGGAAGUAUACUAUUGAAAUGACCAUGCUGGAUCCUGAAGAAGUUGAACACCCUAUAUACUGCGGAUGUCAUAUGACAAAGUGCAUUUUAGCAAAAGCUGUAAUAGAGAAGUAUGACCAUGGAGAUUUUUCGAUGAAUUAAUAAACAAUUAUACAAAAGUGA